This is a messenger RNA of Xenopus laevis (African clawed frog), 3152 nucleotides long. RefSeq names its product dehydrogenase/reductase (SDR family) member 7 L homeolog (gene dhrs7.L). The record is from RefSeq and is a predicted model, not a curated record. Bases 224 to 1255 code for a protein of 343 amino acids. The transcript is spliced from 8 exons. NCBI's taxonomy places the organism in Eukaryota, Metazoa, Chordata, Amphibia, Anura, Pipidae.
UAGGUCUCCUGCUCGCGCCUCUGGCUUGAGUGCGCGCACCCGAUAACGUCUCACGUAACGUCAUCGGCAAAGCCUGAGGUGCACGUAAAAGGCCCGGAUGUAGGAGCAGCUCUUGCUGAGAAGGCGAGGAAACAAACAGACAAGGUCAGAGACGGAAUAUCCCUGAAGACAAGCAGCUUGCCUCAAAUCCCUCCCCUUCAGUGUGACAUUUCUGCAUCGGGGAAUGGCUGAAUCUGCUCUCAGCAUGGAUCUGGGCUCGUGUCUCACAUUGCUGGUCACGUGCAGCCUUUUCUACUUUCUCAUACAGUUCGUUAGGCUGAUUAUGGCGGACUCUGAUCUGACUCUGCAGUGGGCAGCGUAUUUUGGGCAUACCCCAGAAAGCAAACUUGGUGGCAAUGUGAUUUGGGUAACAGGUGCUUCCAGUGGCAUUGGAGAGGAACUAUCCUAUCAACUAGCCAAAUUAGGCUGCCCUCUAAUACUGUCGUCCAGGAGAGAGAAUGAAUUACUCAGAGUAAAACAAAAAUGUCUUGAAAUGAGCAAUUUAGAGGACAAAGACAUCCUGGUUCUUCCUCUUGAUAUGACCCAAAUGAGUAUGCAUAAAGAAGCCACAGACAAAGCCUUGCAGCAUUUUGGGCGAAUUGAUAUUUUAGUAAAUAAUGCAGGACGAUCCCAGCGAUCCUUGUAUGUGGAAACUAACCUAGAUGUAUUCCGAGCAUUGAUUGAACUUAAUUAUUUGGGGACAAUUUCUAUCACCAAGCAUGUUCUCCCGCACAUGAUACAGAGGAAAAGGGGGAGGAUCAUCAACAUAAGCAGUGUAGCAGGCCUCAUUGGAGCACCUCUAUCAACUGGAUACUGUGCCAGCAAGCAUGCUCUUCAGGGAUUUUUCAACAGUCUUAGAACUGAAUUGACAACUUACCCUGACAUUAUCAUCAGCAACAUAUGUCCUGGACCUGUGCAGUCGAAAAUAGUGGAAAAUGCCAUAACAGAAGAGUGUGAUAAGGUGUCGAGCAUAAAAACGGAUCAGUCUCAUAAAAUGGCAACCAGUCGCUGUGCUCAACUUAUAUUGAUAACGGCUGCAAAUAACCUGAAAGAGACCUGGAUUUCAGCCCAGCCAAUUUUAAUAAUAUAUUAUCUGUGGCAAUACAUUCCAACUUUGGCAUGGUGGAUUACUGCAAAGGUUGGUGAAAGAAGAAUAAAGAACUUCAAAAGCGGAGUGGACGCAGAUUCUUCUUACUUUACUAAAAAGUCAAGGUAAACGAAGAUGACUUGUACACCAACAAAUUCAAGAUUUCAUUGAGAAGACAAAAUGGACUUUACCCAUCAUAUACUUGAACUGGCAAACAGCACAGCUAAUUAUUUUAUUUGAUUACCCCCCACAGCUUAUGUCCUCUGUGGCCUGAUAGCUGCUCUACAGAUGCACUGACUGUACUCGUGACUUGUCCCCACAAGCUGCUUCCCUACAAAUAUUUGAGAUAUUCAGAGAUUGCUUUUGAGUAAGCCAGUUCCACUGAAGUUAAAUUGAUGUGUAUAUAUAUAUUUUAUAUAUAUAUAUAUGUUUGUAGAACAGAGAACUGGAAUAUCAAGUUUUCAAUGUCUGACUCUAUAAUACCCAGAAGGGUUCCUCAGGUAUAAAAUCAUGAAAAUGUUCUCCAGGUGUUUUUCCACUGAAAUUGGCCAAUAGGCUGGAUGGGCAAUUGGUUACAUGGAUGUGUCUUUUGUAAUGCUCCUCUGUAAAUUCAUGAAAAGAAGCCUGGGUUGGUGAGCGCUCACUCACUCUGCUACUGAUCAUUGCAAAAAACUUGCUCCUCAGUGCAGGAACCCGCAUUAGAUACUGGCUCUAUUCACUUUUGUGGAUGUGCCUUUAAGAAAAUGUAUUUUUGCAUCUUUCUAGCCUGUGCUGCUGAGCAAUUCAUUGUUUCUAUACAUCUUGCAGUGUUGAAGUGUUGGCCAGUAGAACUGCUCCAGUGGCACAAUUAUCUGCUCUGCUAAUUACUGAGAAGUCAGCAUUGUCCUGUUCUGUAUCGGCUGCUCCUUGAAGGCUUAGUAUAUACCAUGAUCUUUCAUUUUUUUCAAGUGGGGUUUACCCAGUAUUGUUACUCGGGAGAUGAGGUUGAAACAUUUGUUUGGGGAGGCUACCAACAGAAGGUUUUCCAUUGGAGAACUUACAAUACAUGCCUAUAUAGAAGAUGGUCUAUUCUAGGGGAUGCUAAACCUCACUAAAUCUUCAUUAAUCUCGGCCUAUAGCAGUAAUAUAGCCCUGUGUUAGUAAAUCGACUUCAAAAUACCUUUCUAGAGUCCAACAAAUGCCAGAAGUGCUUGGAACUAUAUUGGAGGGAUGUAACACUAUGCUUCCCUUAGCAAUCAGUCAGUGUUUGUUAAUGGUGAUGGAAACCAGUGUCUCAGAUGCUAUUCCAGUAUCUCAAUAAAUGCUUACUUGGGUGGAGAUCUGAUGGCUGGGACUGGUAUAAGACAUUCAUCAUCACCAACUCAUUUUGUAAACAUUCGUACCCCAUGGUGUAUUGUCACCCUGGAACAUUCCAUUAGGACUGCAAUGCUUUAGCAGUGGAGGUGGUAUCUAAAAUAUCUUGUAUUUCUUUAAAAUGUAACUUGAACAACACAGGUGUUUCCUUUAUUUUGGCCAAACACCUGUAUGACUGAUAUCAAACACUCUCUCACAUAAAAGCUACUAGUGCUAGCUACAGCGAUCAUUUAAUGUAAAAACAGAUUUAAAAUCGAUUUUUCUAAUUAUUUUCUCUAAUCUGUCAUAGUAAUAAAGCUAUCAUUGCCCUGUGUUCAACCAAACUCAGGGCAAGUCCAACAAGUCCUUCUCCUGUCACUUCUUUCUAUACUUUAAUCGCUAGAGGGGCAUUUGUCACAUUUUGGGUGACCUCCAUUGGAGUUUAAUUAUUACUAGCAACAUGGCAAGUUUGUAUUUAGCCUAAGGCAUUUACUGUAUUGCAGUUAACAUUAUAGGGCUGAUUUAUUAAUAAUCAAGUAUUCUGUUUCUCAAACCAUGUGCGAGUUCCUAAACUUGUGCCUGGUUUCUGCAUCCGAAUAACUUGGUUUGCUGCUGAUCAUUCCCCCCUCCACGACUAAAUAAAUCAUCCCCUAUAUGUAUUAGUUUUUUAUUUAUUAUAAAACUUGAAGAACAA